CCUUCUCGUGCUAAGUCGAUGGACUACGUGAAAGGGCUUCUCUCCACUAAGAUAAACUUCCCUGCUCGUCAAAAUGGCGAUGACCGAUGUCAUGGAGGAUGUGGAUUACAAGGGCAGGAACUUCAACAUGAACGAGGCUGUCGAUCGCCACCCGCUCUGGAUGACGGACAGCCAUUAUGUCUACCAUCUCUGUUACGAUGACGGCGGCCAUCUUGUUUGUUCCAAAGAUAAAAAUGGUGAUGCUGUCUGCUCACCCAGGUACUUGCUUCAAAUGUGUAUCUCCAAACUGGUGCGUGAUCCGACAACCAUACGGCGUGGACAGGUCCCCAAGCUGCCUACCAGCCUCUACCCCACUGUGCUGAUGGAGGCGAUUUUCCUGCGAGAGUUACAGGCCGUUACUUACCUGGUCUCCACCUGGCCGCUAGAGGUCUUCAAUAUCUACAAUUGUCUGCCCUUGGAAGAGUACAUAGACCCAGGUUACCUGACUGCACCGGUAGACGGCGCUGGUAGCAUGUCCCUCGUGGACAGUAUAAUAUUAGGCAUUUUAACUCUAAGACCAGAGUCGAAGUUAAAUGUCAUUGAUGUAACUGGAUUCGAGACAGACCGGAAGGUUUGCCGUGAGUUAUCCCGCCUGCCGAUCCUGUGGAUGAAGUAUUCUGACAGACGGGCUGUCCGUAUCCACGAAAUGAUCUCACAGACUAUAGACAUUUCCCUAGACAAAGUCCCGUACAUCAAUCGUAUUGGAUGUAUCUACUCCAGCAUGGACAUUUACAUCAAACAUGGUAGUCAAAUAGGUCCCAUCACAGUGAUGUGGGAUUGUAAGAUUACCCUAGACGACGUGCCUAUUGGCCUAGCCUUGCAACAUUACAGCCCCUUCCGGUUUGUCUGCCGGAAGUUGUGGUCCCAGCCAAUCGCAGAAAUCGUCCUUCCGUUCAGAGCUCUUCCACAACUCCUGGAUCCCCGGAAAAUCACUCACGUGGAAUUUGAAGAUCAGGAAUUGUGUUACGAUUUGAGUAAGUUCGAUUCUCUCUUAGAAUGUCUGCUCCUUUUGCCGAAUAUGAUGGCCAUCAGCCUGCCGAAUACAGUCCACGUGGAUGUCCACGAGAACGCGGCCUACGAGCUCAACCUCACCCUCAAGAGCCUCGCCAACUUACAGAAGCUCAACUUGUCCUCGUGCAACCUCAAAGACAACCUUGCCCUGCUCCUGUUUGAUCUCGAUAUUUCAUUGGUCUAUUUGAAUCUACGCGACUGUCGGCUCAGCCAAUCGGAUCUAGAGUUUCUGCUGCAAUGGCCGUCGUCGAGUUGUCUGAUGGAAUUGAACUUGAGCCGAAACAAUCUGAAGUAUCUCUCGGGGACGUGUCUUAGCUUGCUGGACGCCAUGCGCCAGCUUGUAUGUUUCUCUGUGUCUUAUUGCAGCUUUAGCCCAACAGCCCUUCGACAGAUCGUCCAGAAGUGUCAGGAAUGUGAAGACCUAAAGGUUCUGUGCAUCAAGAGCUUCACUCCACCACCCCUUGGGGACAUUCGGGACAUCUUGGAGGACUGCGCCGCUAUUCCUAAGCUUCAGAAAUGCGCGAUACUGCCCGAGGCUUACGCGUUCCCCGGGGGUGAUGAUUACACGCGGACGGUGAACCGGGAGAGACUGGCCAGCCUGUGUUCCCACUUCCUCAUCCACCAACAGCGCCAUGACAUAGAGGUCGAAUGAUCACUCAACUGCGUCCGAGUGCGUGUUUUCACUGUCGUGCAUAAUAUUGAGGACGAAUUAUCAGUCCCGCUUAUGUGCGAUGCGUGUUUUCCUAUUGCGUAUGAAAUCGCGUACGAAUGUUUGGUCCUCCUUACGUCCAGGUGCGUG
Molecule: messenger RNA, 1849 nt
Organism: Liolophura sinensis
Lineage: Eukaryota; Metazoa; Mollusca; Polyplacophora; Chitonida; Chitonidae
Product: leucine-rich repeat-containing protein 14-like
Cellular component (GO): cytoplasm
Source: RefSeq, a predicted model, not a curated record